Messenger RNA from Peromyscus californicus insignis, 2139 nucleotides. It is a transcript of the gene Redic1, whose product is annotated as chromosome unknown C12orf40 homolog. Lineage: Eukaryota; Metazoa; Chordata; Mammalia; Rodentia; Cricetidae. The record is from RefSeq and is a predicted model, not a curated record. Bases 1 to 1980 code for a protein of 659 amino acids. The transcript is spliced from 12 exons.
AUGGGGCUCUAUAAGGUGAAGCCCUAUACUGAUUAUGAACAAAUGAGUAUCUCCUGUGUCUACUGUGAGAGCAGGACCAGGGUUCUGAUAAAGCAGGAGAGAAGAAAGCAGAAGGAAUACUUUGAAAAGAACAAGUUAAAGUCAAAAAUGAAAUUACUAGGAGUUUUUUCACCUGUCAAGAAUACCACUGCCAGCUUAGACCUUCUUAAUCUAUAUAUGGUAAAUCAGAUAUCAUCCAAGAAGGAAACACCCGAAACCAUGAAAAGACCAACUUAUGUGAAUAUGAACAGAGAUUUGAAAAUCCCACUAAGAAAGCAUGAGUUAGAACUUCCAAUGUCACCUCACUGUGUCCCUUCUAAACUGUGCAUCGAUGACAUGGGAAAGAAUGUACCCUAUCAAAGAUUAUGUAGCAAGGAAGAAACUGGCCCAGUUCAGUCAUCACAAGACAUGAACUCAUACAGAAUGUUCCACAAAACAGAAAACUACAGUUAUAUUCCACCAUCUUUUCCAGCAGAAUUAUCUUCUAACAGACAUAUUCCAAACCAAAACUCCACCCCAAGAAUAGCACCAAGUCCUUGGAAAUGUGCAUAUGAGAAAAAACAAAAUGAGCAGUUCAGUAAUGGAAAAUUUUCUGAUCCUUUAUUUUCCAAAUUACAUAAACGUCAAGAUAUUUUCAGUCCAUCUCAGAGAACAGCAGAGUUUGGAGCAUCAUACGAGAGAAUAAGCAGUUCAGAAAGUGGUGAUUUCUUUACUAGAAGAUCUGUGAUUAUGGGUGAAGAUUGUGGAAGCCUCUGUCAAAGAAGACAGCCAGACUUUGCUACGGAAAAAACAUCAGUACACCAGAUUUGGGGGGAUAAUGGGAAAGAAUUCUCCAGUUUUCUUGAAGAUGUGAGCGAGCCAACCCAGAGACAUCUGUCGUACAACCACGACUUGGACACAUUUGUCAGUCACAACAUGAUCCAAUUAUUGAGCAGAGAUCAGCCAGGGAGAAUGGCAGCCUUUCCUAAGUGUGGUUAUGGUGGUUUGAGUGGCACCUGUGUGGCCUCUUCUGAUGGAAGCUACGCCACUAGUGGGGUCACUAGAGGGAAUUGUACAGUUCCACAAGUAGCUCUUCCUAAUCCUCCUCUGAAUACAAGUUACUUAGGAACCUGUCAGUCAAAGAAGCCCUACCAGAAGGAGUCCAACAGUAGUGAAACACGUGAAUUUAGAUCUUUGGAGAAAGAUUGUCACCCAACCAGAUGUGGAAGAAAAGGUUGGUGUUGCACAGUCAGUUUCUCUCUAUAUAUGUAUAUUACCAUGUUUCAUAUAUUUAUACACAUACACAUAUAUCCCCACAGGAAUAUUGCAUGUUUGAUCCAGAUGGAAGGAAGAAGAAUGUGUCCUCUAAAAGGAAGGUCAAUGUCUACUGAGAAAAUCUAUCUAGAGUCUUCGCAGAGCAGCCAGUCUGCCAGCUACUCUCCACGGCCAACAGAGAGCACUUUCAGCUCAAGUUCUGACUUGCUAUCUGAAGAUGAAGAUCAGAUACAGCAGCAAAUUGAAGAUUCAAAUAAGAAAGCCACAGAAACAACUGAUAACUUAGAAAAGGUGGAAGAUCACUUAGGUGACAUAAUUGUGAAAGACAAUGUCAAAAUUCAUAAUCACAAUGAUAAUGUUAACCAGUCUUCAGUGAAAAAUGAUGCUGAUCAAUGUCCAGAGUCUCAGUGCAAUUCAGAGCACGUGUCACAAAACCAAACCAAUAAUGACUGUGUGCUUCAGGCUGGGAGAUGUGACAUAGGGGUGCAGACAGAGAAAGAGCUGGUUAUGGGGAAAACAGCCGAGGCUGCCGUACAGUGUACCAUCAUUUGCCAAUGCUCAUGUCAAAGUUGGCCCAGUGUUCCCGUAGAAGAGGAGCCUUCCCUUCAGGAGGCUGGCAGCUGCAGUGAAGAUAUUAUGGCAGAUACCACUGGAGGGCAGGAGACCCAGAUAGAUAACUCACUCUAAAAUCUCCAUUUAGAAUGCAGGGUUUCAUUUAACCUUGGAAGGCAAUAGGAAAUGUUUAAUCUUCAUUAACAUAAUAAGUAAUGAGAAAAUGAGGCUGAGCAUAAAGGGGAGUUUCUAAGUUUUGCUGUUUCUAUGCAAAUGUAAUAUUUCCGUUUUUAA